AUCUAAUGCGCUCUAAUCAAAUCCAGGGUCUAUUUUGAACGGAUUUCUCUACAUUCUGACCUAAUCGAAUCAUAAUAAUUAUCCUAAUUUGAUUUCCAUCUAAUCUCCAGUAAUUUAAUCUAAUUCCUCUAUUUUGGUGUCGAUGCGCUGAGAGCAGACUGAGCCUCCUCUGUCUGAGCCGCUCCUGUAAACAGCUGCAGAGUGAGAGCUCUUUAGUGUUUCCUCUCUCUGCAGCCGAGAGAGAGAGAGAGAGAGAGAGAGAGAGAGAGAGAGAGAGAGAGAGAGAGAGAGCGGCUCAGACUUCCUCCAGGUCCCGGCUCCGUCCAGCGUCUCUCACCGAGGAGCCGCAUCUGUUAGUCCGCUGCGUCUGUGAUGGAGGAGCGUGAGGGAGGAGGAGGAGGAGGAGGAGGAGGAGGAGGAGGAGGAGGUGCGGGGUACCACCGGCCGGCCAAGCGGCUCAGGACGGAGGAGCAGGCCGGCGGAGAGGAGCUGGAGGACGGGGAGGAGGAGGAGGACUCCGCCGGGGAGGAGGCAGCGGAGAGCGGAGGAGCCGAGAGCAGGAGCCGCGGCGGAGCCAGCAAGGACGGCGAGGACAGCCACCGGAUCCCCCCCUCCCCGGUGGUGCACGUGCGCGGGCUGUGCGACGCCGUGGUGGAGGCCGACCUGGUGGAGGCGCUGGACAGAUUUGGCAACAUCUGCUACGUGAUGAUGAUGCCGUUCAAGCGGCAGGCGCUGGUGGAGUUUGACGGCGUGCAGAGCGCCGAGCGCUGCGUGGCGUCCGGCGCCCUCGAGGCCGUCUGCAUCGCCGGCCAGCGAGCGUUCUUCAACUUCUCCACCAGCCAGAGGAUCAGCAGGCCGACCAGCGUCGACGACCCGGCCAGCGGGAACAAGGUUCUGCUGCUGUCCAUCCAGAACCCGCUGUACCCCAUCACCACUGAUGUUCUGUACACCGUCUGUAACCCCGUCGGUAACGUCCUGCGCAUCGUCAUCUUCAAACGCAACGGCAUCCAGGCCAUGGUGGAGUUUGAAUCGGUGGAGAACGCUCAGAAGGCCAAACAGGCUCUGAACGGAGCGGACAUCUACGCCGGCUGCUGCACGCUGAAGAUCGAGUAUGCCCGGCCCAGCAGACUGAACGUCGUGCGCAACGACAACGCCAGCUGGGAUUACACCAAACCGUUCCUGCUGCGCCGAGAGCGGGGGAAGGGGAGGCAGCGUCAGGCCAUCCUGGGGGAACAUCCAUCCAACGGCUACGGCCCACACUGCCCCCUGCUGCCGCUGCCUGGUAGCAGCAGGUUGAGGAGGAGCAGUGAGGAGGUGCAGGACAUGAUCUCCUACCCGCUGCUCCUCCAUCAGAGCUCCGCCUCCUCCUACCUGGGCCACGCCUCCAGCUCCGUCGCCAUGGUGAGCGGCCUGCACCCGACCAAGAUGAACUGCAGCCGCAUCUUCAACCUCUUCUGUCUCUACGGCAACGUGGAGAAGGUGAAGUUCAUGAAGAGCGUGGCGGGCACGGCGCUGGUGGAGAUGGGCGAUGAGUUCGCUGUGGAUCGAGCCAUCACUCACCUGAACAGCAUCAAACUGUUCGGCAAGAGGCUCAGCGUCUGUGUGUCCAAGCAGCAGGCGGUGAUUCCCAGCCAGGUGUUUGAGCUGGCCGACGGCGGCAGCAGCUACCAGGACUUCAGCCUGACCAGGAACAACCGCUUCAGCAGCCUGCAGGCCAGCCGCAACAUCAUCCAGCCGCCCGCCGCCGUGCUGCACUUCUACAACGCCCCGCCCACCCUGAGCCAGGCGCAGCUGCACCGGCUCUGUACAGAACAUGAUCUUCCUGCGUUCAUCAAGUUCAAGGUGUUUGAUGCCAAACCGAGCUCCAAGACUCUGUCUGGUCUGUUGGAGUUUGACGGUAAGACGGAGGCGGUGGAGGCUCUGACGGUGCUGAACCAUCACCAGAUCAGGAUCCCCAACGGCUCGAACCCGUUCACCCUGAAGCUUUGUUUCUCCACGUCCUCACAUCUUUAAAGAGACGACGAGAUCGCCGCCGCACAUGCCCAGUACGCUCCCAGUCCAACCAGAGAGGAGGCAUGGACCGACGGGUCAGUCACUCCCAGAGCCACGGUUACUUUAUUUUUUAUCUGUGAGAUGCGGGGAUGGAUUUUUCCCAUUUCCUUGAACUGUGAUGUCAGAGGAAGUGACGUCAGAGGAGGUGAUUGGACGUUUUGAAGAAAUCAAGGCGACACUUGACUGUUCGCCUCACGACAGACUGCUGCGAUGUUUGUUCUCGCUCUGAAAGACGAGGUGACGUUUUUUUUGGUCCGACGAUGUCAGCAUGAUGUCAGCACCUGGCGGGACGUCUGACUGGCUGGAAGGUGGCCGAUGUUUCCGCCCACUUUGAGAAUUUCACUUACAAAAUUAGACGUAACAACUGAAAUAAACGCCCGAGUCUCUCUGGAAAGGCCCAUUGUCAUGAAGAGUGACGACGGUCAAAAUGUUGUAAAUAAACUGGAAAAAUAAGUCGAUGUGGCAUCUGUGUCCCCACUGCAGCAAUAACGAAUAAAACAAUCAAAAUCAUAACCGCAGCCAUAACUUUAGUGAUUUUUUUUUUUUUUUUGAGAGACAAACAAUAAAAAAUUUUCCACUUAGAUUUCUCUGCAGUCCGUGUUGUAGUCAUCCUUCUACAUGAUAAUGGGUCUGAAAUAAAAUCAGGUGUAUCAGCACAACUCAUAAUGAAAUAUUGUUCAUGUACGUUAUUGAGGAGCUUGUCUGUCCUGAGUCAGUUUACAACUUUCUGAAGAUGAAAUCGUUUUAAUUUAUGAUGAAUUAAAUGAUGAAUUUCAGUAACAGUCA
Myripristis murdjan (pinecone soldierfish) is the source of this 2838-nucleotide messenger RNA. It is a transcript of the gene hnrnpll, whose product is annotated as heterogeneous nuclear ribonucleoprotein L like. Lineage: Eukaryota; Metazoa; Chordata; Actinopteri; Holocentriformes; Holocentridae. The coding region runs from base 373 to 2013 and encodes 546 amino acids. Gene Ontology annotation, biological process: mRNA processing. The transcript has 13 exons. Gene Ontology annotation, cellular component: nucleus. Gene Ontology annotation, molecular function: RNA binding. The record is from RefSeq and is a predicted model, not a curated record.